GACAACCAUCACGACGAUAAACGUUCGAGGAACUUAAACGCAACGCUGUACGUUUUGUCGCGCUCUUUUGAGUCUUGAUAAUCCAGGACAAGCAAACCCUACCUCCACCACCGCGACUUGGAUGGAUACUGUGCAUUAUUUCUGGAGUAAGUCCAUUUUAUCAAGCAGAUUUUUCGUCCAUACUGAACACACUUUUAAGAGGCGCUCUUUAUACGUUCGACACACGGAAUGCCAGAUUGCGUGUACAUAAUGAGUGCACCCACGUCGCCGUCAUCCUGACCUGCCCGAGAAAUCCUCAUGAAAGACUGGGAACUCAGUACUCAGAAUAGCAUCGGCAGUGCGGUGGCUGCAGCCGACACCAUUUCCGCGCCGUGGACUCCCACGAGUUCCGGGCCGCCGCCCGACGCGAACGGCUCCGGCUCGGAUACCAAGAACCUCGAUGUUGGCGAAAUUAGCGAUGACGAGAAGGACUUAUCGGCAGCGGACGCGGAAGGUGUAUGGUCGCCGGAUAUCGAGCAGAGCUUCCAAGAAGCUCUCACUAUAUAUCCGCCAUGCGGCCGACGCAAAAUCAUCCUGUCCGACGAAGGGAAGAUGUACGGUCGGAACGAGCUGAUUGCCCGUUAUAUCAAACUGAGAACAGGCAAGACGAGGACGCGAAAGCAGGUCUCUUCGCACAUACAAGUGCUUGCUAGGCGAAAACUUCGCGAGAUCCAAGCGAAGCUCAAAGUGCAAUUCUGGCAACCGGGUUUGCAGCCAGGAACGUCCCAGGAUGUCAAACCGUUUUCGCAGCCGGCGUACACCGGAAAACCAGCGACAGCGGUUUCAAGCGGUGACAGUCCAGGCUCAACCACCCCCGCCUGGGAAGGACGUGCCAUCGCAACCCACAAACUCAGGCUUGUCGAGUUCUCGGCCUACAUGGAGCAUCAGAGAGAUCAGGAUAUUUAUCACAAGCACCUGUUCGUCCACAUAGGAGGGUCCGCGACUUAUGCGGAUCCAUUGCUAGAGGCUGUUGAUGUCAGGCAGAUAUACGACAAAUUCCCAGAAAAAAAGGGCGGCCUGAAGGAACUUUACGACAAGGGACCACAGGUGGCUUUUUUCCUCGUUAAAUUUUGGGCUGAUCUCAAUACAAACAUUCAAGACGAAGCUGGAGCCUUUUACGGCGUAACAAGCCAAUACGAGAGCAACGAGAACAUGACGAUAACAUGUUCGACCAAAGUCUGCUCCUUCGGGAAACAGGUGGUGGAAAAAGUGGAGACGGAAUACGCUAGGUUCGAAAAUGGCAGGUUCGUCUAUCGUAUUAGUCGUUCGCCCAUGUGCGAAUAUAUGAUCAACUUCAUACAUAAAUUGAAGCACCUGCCAGAAAAGUACAUGAUGAAUAGCGUUCUCGAGAAUUUCACCAUUCUUCAGGUUGUAACGAACAGGGAUACGCAGGAAACGUUAUUAUGUACAGCAUACGUGUUUGAAGUGUCGACGUCCGAGCACGGUGCACAACAUCACAUAUACAGAUUGAUCAAGGACUAGCCUGCUUGAACCUGCUCGCCAUGCAGCCAUCCACCCCCCAUCAGUGCCUACCAUCACAUAAAAAAAAUCAUCCAUACGCGCAUAUACACGUCUACAUACAAAAAUGUUAACCCUUUGAAGCAUUAGUUAUAUCGUUGUGAUAUCACAUUUUUAUAUUGUUUUGUAGAUUCUUUUUAUCCUUAACCAAGGACACAAAUAUAGUAUUUACAUUGUAGAAUAAAUAUGAUAUUUACAUCAUAUAUUAAAUGAUUAACAAAAUUUGAUUUUAAUUGAUUUGUAUAUGAAAUAUGUAAAUGUAAAUUUCUAUAAUUUAAUUUUUGUCUUUCCUUUUUUUUCUUUUUUUAAUCGAUUAUAAAUGAUUGAUAAUCUUGAAUAUCUUUUUUAAACGCUUCAUGGGGUUAAGCGUUAAUACAUAAUUGUAAACACGCUAUCUACUAUACAUAGAUACAUUUCGCAUCUAUGUGUAAUAAAGGUUCCAUUGAAAAUGUUCUGUUAUUAAAAGAAAAAAAGGAAAAAAUAAUGCAUAGAGUCAUGUGUUUUUACAUUCAACGUUUACUUUAAUGAUAGAAAAUAUUUAACUAUUGAGAGAUUUGAUAUAUUGUAUAAAUAUAUUUUUAUUUACAAAUUUGAGAUUUAUACGUGAUUUUUAAUCAAAUUAUAAUUUUUAAUUUAAUUAGGUUUUUCUUUGUUCUGUAUUUUCGAACAUUUUCUGUGAAACUCCUUAAAGAGAAUGUGGAACACAAAUACGUGAAUACAUUAUACACAUUACAUACACAACAUACACCUUUACACGUUAGAAGUACUGGCCAGCCCGAGCUUGAGUUUGAUUCAAAACUGAGAAAAGUUGUAAUAAAAAAAAAUAAUUGGUACGCGUGUUUUAACGUAUCGAGGAAAGAAUUUCCUGCUUAUAGUUUCUGCAGGAAGUGCAUUCCAGAUGACGAAAUUGUAAAUUUUAUAUUGAGAAACAGAUAUAAUCGUAUAUAUAUUUUAUGAAUAUUCCGUCAUUUGCUUGCAAACGAUCGAAUUCGUCGCGGUUUUAAUAAAAGAGAUAUAAUAAAAGUUAAGUUGAAAUUGACGACAAUAAAUUUGGAAAAAAAUGAGUGUCAGAGAUAUAGUGUAUGUACCAAACGAAGAAGAAUAAAAAAAAAAAAAUAUAUAUAUAUAUAUAUAUAUAAAAACAUAAAAAAAAGUGUAAGAUGAGAAACAGACUCUGAUCUCGGAAAGGCGUGGUACCAACAUAAUUUAGUAUUAUAGUUUUAUUAUUAAAUUAGGAAAUAGAUCAGACAAGACAUCCACACACAGAUAUACAUAUAUUACAUAUAAGAAUAUAUAUGUUAAAUAUUAAUGCAAUGAUUACGAUUUACAUUGUUAUAAAUGAUCGUGUAUAAAGUUAUCUAAGUGAUUUCUAAGUUUUAAACGAAAUGGAAGUUGAAUAGAGAGGUAAUGCCAUUAUGAUUUCUUAAGUUUCCUUAAUUAUAUUAUCAUUACAAUUUUUUUUUUUAAUUAUCCAAACUGAAAAAGAUUGAGAAUAACGUUACAACCGAAACCUUAAGCUUUCUUUUAUAGAAAUGUUUUCUUUCUUUUCUAUUUUUUUUUUUUUUUUUUUUUUUUUUGUUUUUUUCUUAGUUCUAUUACGACUAACAGUAAGAAUUUUCGCUGCAGAGCUUUUUAAUUCUCAAUGAUCAGAUAAAAGAAAAAAAAGAUUUUUAUGUACUUUCUAAAAGAGACAAACUUUUAAUAAACGCACUUACAGUCGUGCAAACCCACCCAUUCUUAGGCAGCGACACUUAGAUUAGAGGGAUGUGUUUGUAUUUCUUAUAAUCAUUUUAUUUUGUACUCUAAGAUCUUUCUUUUUUUCUAUAGUUCUUACGUAAAUGAUUUUCUUACUUAGCAUAUUUUGUUUGUUUUUAUCUUUCUAUUACACAUUUAUGAUACAAAUAUAUCAGAUUUUAUUAAUUACGUGCGCUAGAUACGGACAACAUCUAUCAAAUAGAGAUACUUUUCUUUAACUUAGUGACAUGAUCAUCUUAAUACAUUUUAUUAGGAGAAUAUUAAAAUUAAAGUUCAAAAAUGUAAACUAAAUCUAAUCUUUGAGCUUUAUUCUCCAUUUUUAAAGAGCAACUAUGUAAUAGUGUGAUAAAUUUUAUCACAGCUCUCUAAAUUUGAGCAUAUAUUUAAGAGUUCAUACAACUUUGCUUGACAAUGUGUUUUGUACUUAAUUUUAUUUUAACAUUUCAAUGUAUGAACCAAAAGUUUCAUAUUAUAGAUAUUCUGUUUUACAACUUUUCAACAACAAUUAUAUAAGAGAGUAAAGGACCAUUAAAAUCUUAUGCGAUUAAUUUUAUUUAGUCACAUCUCUCGCAGAGACUAUAUACAUGUAAAUGCACAGAAAACUUUUUAUAUAUUCUUUAAUCUGAUCAAUUGCGUGUUCUGAAACAGGACUUGCCUAUAUGGAGCAGUGAAUGUUAAGAUAAUACAGGAAAGAAUCAUGUAUACUUUAAGGAAAUAAUUAAUACUUACUUUAUUCUUUACUUUAAUUAACUUUUACGCAACAAGUGGCAAUGUAUUUUGAUCUCUCUUUUAGUCAGAAAUAUGUCGCUUUUUAUUUGGGGUGAGAAUUAAAUUCGUUAAGUGAUUGACUGAAUAACGAAGGAACUUAUAUAUUUAAAUAAUAAUGUAUAUGGCUUUCGUUCAAUAACUGGCAGCUUUCACAAUUUUCACAGUUUUUACUUAUUGUUAUCUUUUUUUUCUUUUUUUUUUUUUUUCUCUUUAUAAUUGAUUAUAAGUUUCGUUUUUACAUAUUAUAUCCAUAAAUCGUAAUUUUACUAAAUUGUAUGUAUAUUAAGGUAGAAUUAGAAUCAUUAAGAUGAUUUUAUAUGAUAUUAUCAGAAAAUUUAAUCACUUGUUUUUAUCAGUAGUAUAUACGUAGAUAACAAGAAAAAGAAAAAAUAUUUUUCUGCGAUUUAAAUCAAUAAAAAUAUAUGCGCUACAGUAAAAAUUAUUUUGUUUAAUAUUAAUUAAUCAAAAAGAUAUCUAAUGGUUCUAAUUUUACCUAUGAUAAAUUGUUAUUACAAAAGCAAAAAAUUAUGCAAUAUAUUUAGAAAAUACUCAAAUGUUUUUGGUUAUACGAAUUUUUAUUUUAAAGAAAAAUUAUGAAGAAAAAAAUGGGAGAAGUUUGAAAUCGCAAAAAGAAAAAAGCACCGACACUAAUAUUAUUAACAUUAACGAAUAAUGAUUUUAAAGUAAGCGAAUUACAUUUAUAAGGAAAGAUUAUGAAAAUAUAUAUUUAUCUAUGUCUUCUGUGAAGAUAGAAAAUAGCACUCUCUCACUCUAUAUUGAUGAUAUCAGAAAAGAAAAAAUUGAAAUCCAUAAAGAUACAAACGCAGAAGUAGAUUAGGGAGAAAGUGGAAGAAUUCGCACUGUACACAAUACAUGAUAUGAUUGAUAACAAACCGACGAAAUUUGUUAAAUACUUUGUACAUAUUUACAUAAAGAUCAUCAAAAGAAAAGUUCCAGUACAUUUUAUGUAUUACAUAAAGUACUUUGGCGAAAAGAAUAUUACUUGUCAUUUGUAAAUCGAAUUUUCGAAAUUAAAAACACUAAAAUUUUUGUCU
Apis florea (little honeybee) is the source of this 5135-nucleotide messenger RNA. It is a transcript of the gene scalloped, whose product is annotated as TEA domain transcription factor 1 homolog scalloped. Gene Ontology annotation, biological process: regulation of transcription by RNA polymerase II; embryonic organ development; hippo signaling. Gene Ontology annotation, molecular function: RNA polymerase II cis-regulatory region sequence-specific DNA binding; DNA-binding transcription factor activity, RNA polymerase II-specific. Lineage: Eukaryota; Metazoa; Arthropoda; Insecta; Hymenoptera; Apidae. Gene Ontology annotation, cellular component: transcription regulator complex. The record is from RefSeq and is a predicted model, not a curated record.